AUGGUUGAUGACGUGAAAGAUAUUACGGAAAACGCUGAAAGUAAAGUGUCGUCAGAGGCCCUGGACCGAUCGAGGCUGGCCCGCGAGCGACGCGAGGCGGAGCAACGGAAGAGGCUGGACGAGCUGAGGGCGCACGCGGCCGCGGCCCAAGCUCAACGCGAGAGGCGCGAUGAAGACAGGCGCCGGCGGCAAGCCGAGCAGCGGGCGAGAGACGACGACAGACGGUUGCAGGCCGAGCAGAGGGCAAAGGACAACGACAGGCGCUUGCAGGUCGAGGAGCGGAAGCGGGCGAUAUGGGAGGCUUCGGUGUCGCGGCGGGAGGCGUUGCUUCAGAGGGAGAGGGAGCGAACGGAGCGCCUGGAGAGGGCCAGGGCUGCCCGUUCGACUCCUAGGCCGGCCUUCGCCUUCGGCUCGUCGACUCCAAGGCUACUGGAGCCAGUCGACUCGGCAGGUUUCUUCUGGGCCGCGCGCAGUACCAACCCCCUCGAUCAGAUGAACUUUUUUGAGUCACUGGCGGCAUCAACAACGAACGUGAUGUUCGCGUCUGCGCCGCUCACUAGGAGGGCCUCUGCGCUUCAGCUCGACAUGUCCGACAGCGAUAACAAAGACGAACCGGACCGCACGCCGACGGUGGUGUGGUCGUCGGUGGCGCGCCGCCGCACGGACCUCGUGCCGACGCUACCAGCGCCGAGGGCGCCAGGUAGGGCCUACUCGAUGACGCGGCUCGACCGGCUGGCGGGCCAGCACCAGCACCAGAGCCACCAGCACCACCUCGCCACGCCGACCUCGUCGCCGUCGAUGCACCACCUGAGCCAUCGGAGCCAGACGCGCUCCGGCGAGACGACGCCCGGCUCCCGGCCCGGCAGCGCGCUUUCGAACGGCGCCGGCGUGGUGCGGCGCGCCACUUCGGCGCCGCGCAAGCCGCGCCCCGCCUCCAUCGCCGGCACCGGGGUCAAUACGCCGCGAGGCGGAGGGGACACGGGGGCGAACAGCGUUGCGACCACGCCGUCCGUUUCGCGCGACGCCACCACAGUCGCCGGCGGGGAUGCCCCGAGGAGGCCCGCGACGGCACGCAAGCCGCGCCCCCUCUCGCUCCACGCGUCGCCACGUCCCGUGCCCCCUGCAGCUCCAGGGGAGGGCAAACCGCCACUGCACAGAAAGCCAAAGCCCUCCAAAGAUCACGACAAGCGUGGCAAAUCGCAGUCGCCUGGACGCGCCCUAUCGCCGACGCCUCCGCGACAAACCGCCCACGCAACGGACAAGGGGGCGUUGGCGGCGCCGGCUGACAAGCGGCAGGUCAGCGCCGUGGAGGUGACGCAGAAGCUGGAGGCUUUGCAGAUUGGAGACACGAUGCAGCCCCAACUGAUCGCUGACGACAAGAUAAACGAGAACAAAGAGGUUGUGGAGAAUAAACCAAAAUCGAACCCCGAACAGUUAGUGGAUGUUGAGAUGGAAGAGAAGCCCAUAGAAGUACAGAAGCCAGUCGAGAAGAAGGAGUCAUCGCAAGAGAGGAAAGAGGAAAAACGGGAGGAGAAGAAGGAGCUGCCGCAAGAAAGGAAAGAGGACAAACGGGAAGAGAAGAAGGAGUCCUCGCAGGAGAAAACGGAGGAGAAUGAAAUGACAGCGUCGAUGAUGGCGCGCCGCAUCACGACCGAGGAGGAGGCCAAGGCGGCGCUGGCCGAGCGCAGGAGGCGCGCCAGGGAGGAGCUGGAGCGGCAGGCCGAGCUCGAGAGGCAGCGACUGCAACGGGAGGCGGAGGAAGAAGCAGAGAGACAGAGGCAAGAGGAAGAGAGGCAGAGGAGGGAGGAGGAGGAGGCGCGAGAACUGGCUGCUCUCCAGAGGCGCGUCGAGGAGGAAAAAUUGAGGAAGGCUAUAGAGGCGCAGCAGGAGCUGGAGCGGCUGGAGGCGGAGCGGCGGUCGCGCAGCUCGGCGGAGCGCGCGGCGCGGCUGCGCGAGGAGGAGGAGAAGCGGCGCGCCGGCGAGGAGGCCGAGCGGCUGCGCAGGGAGGAGGCGGAGCGCGACGAGCGCGAGCGGCUGCAGCGCAAGCAGCGCGUCGAGGCCAUCAUGGCGCGCACCAGGCUGCGCAAGCAAGCUGAAGAAGAGAAGAAACAACAGGGGAUCAAAGCACAAGAUGGGCCUCAACAGCAGACGGACGAUCAAGCGCCAACACAAGCGAACUCGAACACCACACAAGACACCGAGCGACAACAGAUGAACAAAGAUGAGAACGAUUCCGCUCUGACGAGUCAGACCGCACCGGUUCAAGGCAGCACUUUGCCGAAAGAAGUCGAACAAUCGACCGCAGAGACUAAAGACUCGAACCCACAAGCAAACGAGCAAGUGACGAUAGAAACCGGUGAGCGGACGUCGGUAGAGCAACACACCUCGUCGGUAGAACAGCAGGGGGCUCCGUCGGUAGAGCAGCAGGGGACCUCGUCGGUAGAGCAGCAGGGGGCUCCGUCGGUAGAGCAGCAGGGGACCUCGUCGGUAGAGCAGCAGGGGGCUCCGUCGGCGGAGCAGCAAAUGCCGAAUCCGGAGCACGGGCUGCUGCUGCCUACGGAGCGGCACGUGCCCGUCACGCAGCACGUGUCCGUUGCGGUGACGUCGCCGGCGGACAAUGGGAACGUGUACACGGCGGACCUCCUGCAACUCGCCCCUAGUCAGGAGUCGGCGCCGACGCAGGGAGGCGCCCGCAACGGCAACGCGGCCGCAGACGCCGCCCACGUGCUCGACACACGCGAUAGCGAAGACACGAGCGGCACGCAGCCGAACGACAACGCGCCCACAACGUUGGCCAACAACGGCAACCAGCGCGCCGGCCAACUGUCCAACAGCUUCCUGCAGAACGAGCGCAUCUCCGCCGAGAGGCACGGCCAGCUCGGCCAACACGGCCAACACGGCCAACUCGGCCAACUCGGCCAACACGAGCAGAACGGCCAACUCGGGCCGAAGCUGGCCGAGGUGCCGAGGCUGCUGGACGAGGAGUUCGCCACGCACAACGGCCACCCCGCCGCCCACGGCCACCCGCUCACAUUGCAAAACGCGAUC
Molecule: messenger RNA, 3048 nt
Organism: Iphiclides podalirius (scarce swallowtail)
Lineage: Eukaryota; Metazoa; Arthropoda; Insecta; Lepidoptera; Papilionidae
Source: the annotation of a GenBank genome assembly